Molecule: messenger RNA, 1149 nt
Organism: Heteronotia binoei (common prickly gecko)
Lineage: Eukaryota; Metazoa; Chordata; Lepidosauria; Squamata; Gekkonidae
Gene: IZUMO1
Product: izumo sperm-oocyte fusion 1
Exons: 9
Coding region: 1-1014 (337 amino acids)
Biological process (GO): heterotypic cell-cell adhesion; sperm-egg recognition; fusion of sperm to egg plasma membrane involved in single fertilization
Cellular component (GO): plasma membrane; acrosomal membrane
Molecular function (GO): signaling receptor binding; protein binding involved in heterotypic cell-cell adhesion
Source: RefSeq, a predicted model, not a curated record
AUGUCUUGGCUGGCAAUCUGGCUCUCUGCCGUGAUCAUAACAGGAUCUCAGGGGUGCCUGAAAUGUAGUCCAGAGGCCAUCCGGAUUCUGGAUGAAGUGAAAGGUCCCUACCUGGACAGCAAGCUCCGCGGAGACCCUACACUCCGGGAAAAACUGCAGAACCUCCUGCAGAGUAACGUGGAAGGCCUAUCGCAGCAGCCCAUAGGAAAGAGCUCGUACAUGGGUGUUAUUGAUGAGAUCACGCUACAGGAGCUCACAGGCCACUUCAAGCGCUCCAUGAACCGGAUCAUGGAAAACCAGUUCGACGGCGGGCAGCUUUUCAAUGAAAUCACAUGGAGCCUCCAAGACCUCCUGGUAGCUUUUCAGAAACUGCUGAAAGCUUUUCAGAAGGUCUAUUGCAACAAUGAAUGCGGCAACAUGGACUAUAUGUUUUUGAACUGCUUCACGUGCAAGACACAGAUCUAUUCGUGCUCGAAGAACAUCUACUGUGGAGAAAGGAAGCUCAAAGUGGAAAUGGAUGAAGACUUGAUUCUGGACUGUGCUAUGAGAUGGCACCGGUACAACCACGGGGCAAAGAAAUAUGCCUUUUAUCGAAUUGUGAAAGGCAAAGAACAGGAGAUGACCACCACGAUGGAUUCCUUCUUGGUGAAGAAGGAGGCAAAUGCAAAUGACGCUGGGAAAUACCGUUGCAAACUUUUCAGUGCCAAUGGAUACCUUAGUAGCAUGCUUGACUUCCAAGUGACAGUGGUUUCAUCUGUUGGGAAGACCACCUGGUUCCCGCGACCGCAGACCACUCCGGAAGGGCCCAUCGCUCUGGGGAUCUCUUCCAGGGCUCCGCUUCCCCAACCAGACUGGACCGUCUGGAUAGUGAUUGGGUCCACAGGAGGGCUGCUCUUCAUCAUUGUUGCUGCUUUCUUGUGCUAUUAUCGUCACCAGAAUGAAAAGGAGGAGAAGGAGGAGGAAUCAGGUGAGGAUGAGCAAGAGGACGAAGAGGAAAGUGAGUCGUCAGACUAGGCGGAGAAAUGAAGCUUCUCUUGUUCCUCCUUGUCAAGAAUCCUGCCCCCCCCCCCGGACCCUCCUUAUCUUCUACACUCUUGUCUAACCUUUAGUUUUUUUAAAAAGCAAUAAACAUAUAGUGGAUAUUCUUUA